Molecule: messenger RNA, 2241 nt
Organism: Durio zibethinus
Lineage: Eukaryota; Viridiplantae; Streptophyta; Magnoliopsida; Malvales; Malvaceae
Product: putative lactoylglutathione lyase, chloroplastic
Cellular component (GO): cytoplasm
Molecular function (GO): lactoylglutathione lyase activity; metal ion binding
Source: RefSeq, a predicted model, not a curated record
AGGGACAGAAAAAAUGCAACGUCCAAUGCUACGGCCGACGGCUAAUUCGGAAUCAACAAGCCUUUGGCUUCACUUCGCACCCGAUACCGCAUCUCCAAUACGCAAUAGUUGUGUGUACAAAAACAGAAACAAAGAAACACAGACAGACAGAGACGCUACGGAUACAGUCACAGACAGCUGCUAGAAAUAUCACAGACUCAAAAGUUUAGAUUUUUGUUCUUUAUUAUUUUUAAAUAAAUAAUUACUAUUAUAUAGAGAGAGAGGCAGGAAUUCAUGAAGAUGGUGAGGAUAAUUCCCAUGGCGUCCUCGAUACGACCUUCGCUCUCGUCGUUUAGAUUCUCCGGCGGUGUUGCUACUUCGAGUGUUGGCGUUUCCAUUUCUCCUCUUCUCCUUCCCCGACGCCUCCUUUUCUCUCAUCUCGGUAGCACUGCACUGCAGUCGCAAUUCUUUGGUUUCAAAGCUUCUAAGAUGUUGAAAGCCGAGGGAAGCAGGGUAGGGAUGCCUCUGGUCGGAAAUGUGGUCCAGGCAAGCAUGGCUGCUGCCCAAGAAACUGCCCUAGAGUGGGUUAAAAAGGACAAAAGAAGAAUGCUCCAUGUUGUUUAUCGAGUUGGGGAUUUAGACAGGACCAUCAAAUUCUAUACUGAGUGCCUGGGAAUGAAGCUGUUGAGGAAACGGGACAUACCAGAGGAGAGAUACACAAAUGCCUUUCUUGGAUAUGGGCCAGAAGAUUCUCAUUUUGUUAUUGAACUUACCUAUAAUUACGGAGUUGACAAAUAUGACAUUGGAACUGCAUUUGGUCAUUUUGGUAUUGCUGUUGAGGAUGUUGCCAAGACUGUGGAACUUAUAAAGGCCAAGGGUGGAAAAGUAACCAGAGAACCUGGUCCAGUCAAAGGUGGUACUACUGUAAUUGCAUUUGUUGAGGAUCCUGAUGGUUACAAGUUUGAACUGAUUGAAAGGGGGCCUACUCCUGAACCUUUGUGCCAAGUAAUGCUCCGAGUUGGUGAUCUUGAACGUUCCAUAAAUUUUUAUGAGAAGGCCUUUGGCAUGGAGCUUCUUCGUACACGAGAUAAUCCACAGUACAAGUAUACAAUAGCGAUGAUGGGCUAUGGGCCUGAAGAUAAAAAUGCUGCGCUUGAGUUGACGUACAACUAUGGGGUCACUGAUUAUGACAAAGGAAAUGGUUAUGCACAGAUUGCAAUCGGCACAGAUGAUGUUUACAAAACUGCAGAGGCAGUUAAACUUUUUGGUGGAAAAAUUACCCGGGAACCUGGACCUUUACCUGGUAUUAAUACCAAGAUCACUGCAUGCUUAGAUCCUGAUGGUUGGAAGACGGUUUUUGUUGAUAAUAUUGAUUUCCUCAAGGAAUUGGAGUGAGUUUUGGGCGUACUCUCAUAUUAUCCUUUUGACACUGAAAUCAAAAUCUGAGCUGAAAGUAUUUGUUGAAGAAAUUCCCUGUGACAACGCUGCCGAUCCAUUUGGUGGAUAAAUCUUUUGCAGUGACAACCGCAUAGCCAUUAUCGCCAAAGUGAAGAAAUCUUGAGAUGUCAGUUUCUGUUUAGUUAUCUGUCUCUUUUUAUUUCAAUGAAGUAUUAUCACAAAAACACAUAUGUUUGAUUCAGCUACCUGUUGGGAGAUGAGUGUAAGCAUACAAAAUGCUCGAUAGUAAACAUGUCUGUUUUGUUAUGUUGAUUUUCAAUUUUUUUGGUCUCUUGAAAAAUUUGUUAAAACAUUCACCCAAAAAAACGUGCAAGACGUUGAAAGAUUGCAUUAUUGCAUUAUAUCUGUUAGAUAUAUGUCAUAUUUCAGGUUUUUGCUCGAGGCCUGAACACCAUUAUGGCAAGUUGGACUGAGUGAAGCCAGUGGCUGUUCAUGCUCUUGAAAAUAUUAGAGUGAGGAAGAGAACCAAGUCCUUGAUUCUGGAUACUGUGAUUGAUGACUCAAUACAGUUUAAAGAAGAUAUCUGUGGUGAACAUUCUGAUGUGAAACUGAUGCCGAAUCAUGUCUUGGUCUCAAAGGAAGAAACUCAAACUAUAGGCAGGAAUUGUUGGAGCUGAAUGCAUGGAACCUGGGAUUGUGUUGCUGAAAGUGGUGAUUGUUUUGAAGGACUUGAGGAGGUGAAAUGGAUGUAAGCUAUUUCUGGAAUGCUAACCCCAUUAAAUGGUAAUUUUGUCUUCAAUGAUUCAAAAUCUCAAAUAAACAGAUUUAAGAUCCUCUCCCAAAUGAUUAUUAUUUCCAUUUUCU